Messenger RNA from Tuber melanosporum (Perigord truffle), 2313 nucleotides. RefSeq lists its product as uncharacterized. Gene Ontology annotation, biological process: response to oxidative stress; hydrogen peroxide catabolic process. The coding region runs from base 1 to 2181 and encodes 726 amino acids. The transcript has 5 exons. NCBI's taxonomy places the organism in Eukaryota, Fungi, Ascomycota, Pezizomycetes, Pezizales, Tuberaceae. Gene Ontology annotation, molecular function: catalase activity; heme binding. Gene Ontology annotation, cellular component: cytosol. The record is from RefSeq and is a predicted model, not a curated record.
AUGAAAGCCUCAAUUUCAACCGGUCUCCUGCUGCUCAAUGCAGUAGCCAAUGCGGCCUGUCCUUAUAUGGACGGAGGCGCCUCUUUGCAUAAGCGUGCUGGUGAGAGCGGUAGUUCCUCUGGGCUGCCUGGUGAUGAUGGCUUCUUUGAGAAAUUCUACGUUAAGGAUGGGGAAGGGGACUACACUACUACGGAUUUUGGUACCCCGGUGGAUGAUACAAAUUCUCUGAAGGCUGGGGAGAGGGGCCCAACGCUAUUGGAGGACUUUGUUCUCAGGACUAAGAUCACCAGAUUCGAUCAUGAGAGGGUUCCUGAACGUGCAGUCCAUGCCCGUGGUGCCGCUGCCCAUGGAUACUUCGAGAGUUGCGGUGACUUCUCCAACAUUACUAGCGCCUCGUUCCUCGGAAAGGAGGGAAAGAAAACGCCAGUAUUCCUUCGAUUCUCGACUGUUGCGGGAUCAAGGGGCAGUGCGGAUACCGUCCGGGAUGUUCAUGGGUUCGCAUUGAGGUUUUACACUGGUGAAGGAAACUACGAUAUCGUUGGAAACAACAUUCCAGUUUUCUUCAUUCAGGAUGCAAUUCAAUUCCCCGAUCUCAUCCACUCGGUUAAGCCUAGCCCCAAUAACGAGAUUCCCCAAGCUGCUACCGCCCACGAUUCCGCAUGGGAUUUUUUCGGUCAGAACCCAUCGACUAUGCAUACCCUUCUCUGGGCUCUUUCUGGCCACGGAAUCCCUCGCUCUUUCCGUCAUAUGGAUGGGUUCGGGGUGCAUACUUUCCGUUUCGUCAACGAUGCUGGCAAGUCCAAGUUGGUCAAGUAUCACUUCAAGACGAAACAAGGUCUUGCGUCCCUUGUUUGGUCCGAGGCUUUGGUCCUCAAUGGCCAGAAUCCCGACUUCCACCGUCAAGACCUUUUCGACGCCAUCGAGUCGAAGAACUACCCGGAAUGGGAUAUUGGCGUGCAAAUCAUGGACGAGGAUGAUGUCCUGAGAUUUGGCUUUGAUCUUAACGACCCGACCAAGAUUGUUCCCGUCGAGCUGGUGCCCAUCACGCCCAUCGGAAAGCUGGUCCUGAACAAGAAUACAAAGAAUUACUUUGCCGAGACCGAGCAGGCUAUGUUUAAUCCCGGUCAUGUUGUCCGUGGCAUUGACUUUUCUGACGAUCCUCUCCUGCAAGGACGCUUGUUCUCGUAUGUCGAUACUCAACUCAACCGUCAUGGCGGACCAAACUUCGAGCAGCUUCCAAUUAACCAACCCCACAGUGAAGUGCACAACAACAACCGUGACGGUGCCGGUCAGAACAUGAUCCAUCUCAACACUGCCCCCUACACACCCAACACCCUAAACGGAGGCUUCCCCAAGCCCGCCACUCAGAACGCUGGGCGCGGCCACUUCACCGCUCCUGCGCGGAAGAUCGUCGACGCGCACUACGUUCGCACCGUGUCUCCCACCUUCCUUGACUAUUGGUCGCAGCCCCGGCUCUUCUUCCAAUCCCUGGUCCCGGCGGAGCAACAGAUGGUGGUCAACGCGGCACGCUUCGAGCUGUCGAAGGUCUCCUCGGAAGCAGUGCGCAAGGCGGCAGUCGCACAAUUCAACAAGAUCUCCAACGAUCUCGCUAAGCGCAUCGCUAAGGCCUUGGGCAUGGCGCCGCCGGCACCGGAUCCUGGUUACUAUCAUAAUAACAAGACUUCCGGACUGUCGACCUUUGGCAACCCGCUUCCCAACAUCAAGACUUUGAAUAUCGGGAUCUUGGCCACGACGACCUCGCAUGCGUCGCUUGCUCAGGCUGUAAGCCUUGCCAAGGCUUUCAAGGGCAAAGGCGCCGUGCCCAAGAUCGUUGGGGAGUACAUUACCCCCGGCGUGGACAUGACGUACUCAGCGACCGAUGCCGUCGUCUUCGACGGGGUAAUUGUAACGGACGGCACAUCCGCCUUGUUCUCCAUGACUAGCGCGUCGUCACUGUACCCUCCCCAGCGACCGGCUAGUAUCGUCCGGGACGCCUUCCUCUACGGAAAACCCAUCGCCGCCGUCGGAGAUGGAAAGGCCGGUUUCGACGUGUCGAGCAUUUCACCCAGUCAAGAUGGUGUGUAUUGUGUCGACAACAGUGGUGUCGGUGGAUUGCCCGAUACUUUUGAGGCUGGCUUGAAGACUUUCAAAUUCGUGGGGAGGUUCGCCGUUGAUUCUUAAGUUUGAAAUUUUGUAGUAUAUCUUUUAUUCUGGUUUCCUUAUUAAUUUUUUUCCGACUUGUUCGGGGGCCGGGGGGAAAUGGUUUCUUUUCAUUUUUGGAUAAUAAAAUGGAAUCGGAGUCAAAGAUGAGCU